Molecule: messenger RNA, 2900 nt
Organism: Oryzias latipes (Japanese medaka)
Lineage: Eukaryota; Metazoa; Chordata; Actinopteri; Beloniformes; Adrianichthyidae
Gene: plcxd2
Product: phosphatidylinositol-specific phospholipase C, X domain containing 2
Biological process (GO): lipid metabolic process
Molecular function (GO): phosphoric diester hydrolase activity
Source: RefSeq, a predicted model, not a curated record
CAGGAAGCGGGCUCCUGAUGCUGCAGAGAUGAGGACCAGACCUGCAGGAAUCGGCAACGUCAAUGCCGACUGGAUGGGUUCUCUGCCAUCCAGACUUAGUGCCAUGCCCCUCAAAUGCCUCGCGGUGCCAGGAUCUCAUGACUCCUUCACGUUCUGGGUAGAUGUGCACGCGCCUGUGGCUCCAGAUCAGAAGGCCUAUGUGAAGUAUCUGGCCACUAUGUUCAGCGUCUUGGCAAAGAAGGUUAUGGUAAAGUGGUCAAUGACACAGAAUCUGACAUUCAGGGAGCAGCUCGAUGCAGGAAUCCGUUACUUUGAUCUCAGAGUUUCCUCUAAACCAGGAGAACUGGGCAACGAGAUCUAUUUUAUCCACGGCCUCUUUGGACACAAGGUGAGGGAUGGCCUGUUAGAAAUUAACACCUUCCUAACCAGACACAGGAAAGAGGUGGUGUUUUUGGAUUUUAAUCAUUACUAUGCAAUGGAGGCAGAGCAUCACGUCCAUCUCAUUAGCAUGCUGCAACAAGUGUUUGGCAGCAAGCUGUGCAAAAACUGUGCUGUGGAAAGCAUCACUCUGGACUACAUGUGGGAGAAGAAAUACCAGGUGAUUGUAUUCUACCAUCAUCCGUCAGCACAGAGUAUCCCUGUCAUGUGGCCUGGAAAUAAAAUUCCCGCUCCCUGGGCAAAUACCACUGAGCCAAACAAGCUUAUACAGUUCCUUGAGAUGACACUAAAGGAAAGAGCCAAACAGGGGUCCUUCCAUGUUACCCAGGCUAUCCUCACACCAACAGUCAACACUGUGGCUAAGGGUCUUGUGUGGGGACUGCGCAGUUACCUGGUGGAGAGAAAUCUGCCAACCAUCAUGUCCUGGAUUGAAAGUCAGAAGCCAGGGGUGGAUGGAGUCAACAUCAUCACCUCUGACUUUGUGGAACUCACUGACUUUGCCAACGUUGUCAUCAAACUCAAUAACCUGCUGCUGUCUGAAAAGAAGCUCAAACCAAGAUGACCCAUGUACUCUUUGUUGACACACAUUUCAUUGUGAAAUUAUAGUAACUAUUAUUUUUUUAAUUUAAUUUAGGAUUUUUUAAAUUGAAUUAAUCACAUACAAAGCUUCUGUUAACUGAUAGAUACACUUAGAUUUAAGUUCUUCUGAAAUUAAAAAGCCUUUAAAUCUUCCUGGAACUCGUUAGUUUUGGUUGUAGCUCCAGUGAACAGAGUUCUGAAGACUUAGAAGGAGCCAUAGUUGAGAUCAGAGAGUGGCAGGCGUGCCCAGCAGCACAGUUAUAAAUCCUCCUCAUAAGGCUGACCAAAUCCUGUCAUGCUACAGCUCUGGCUGCUUUUUUGCAUUCCAUCUCCAACUGGAACCAAGUUACUGAAAAACAUUAUUUCAUCUCAAGACAAUUCAAUUUCCAGCUGAUGAAACGUUUGAAUGAACACAUUCUCAGAAAAGAAAAGCACACACUCACAGUCUCUUCUUGUGUGUUGUGUGUGCAUUUAUAUCAAUCAAUAGCUACACUCAGCUACACUUCGUUUCCAAAAUCAGGAUUUAUAUGAAAAAAAGUGUUCACCAUUCCAUGAUUAUGGAGAAAAAUCCAUUUAGCCGUUUUCCUUGUGAUUUUUGAUUUAACAGUUUCUCAAAGCGAAUUCUGUCUUACUAGUAACACUUAUAGAAACUGCAGACUGUGGCAUCUUCCCAUAGUGGCAUGUACUUUAAAAGGGAAACCCAAAUAUGUGUAAAAAAAAUAAUUGUGCCACAGGUUCAUUUAAAUAUGCUAACAUACAAAUGCAGCUACACCUUUUGCUUGGAUGCAGAAAUAGAAAUGUGUAAUAUGUUGGAAAUGUGCAAAAUAUUGGAAAAAGGUGGUUGUGGGAGGUGGAAGAUUCAAUUUUUAAUCUUGCAUUUCAAGUUUGUACUAGGAUCCGUGAAAGCAGAAUACUUAAUACAGAUGAUAUUUUUUGUAUUCUUGUGUAUUUGUAUGUGUGUGUGCCUUGCAGGCUCAGUGAUUAUGUAUGAUGGUAGCGCUGUGACAGUCGUCGUGCAUUGUUGUGGGCAGAUUAGGGAGAGGAACAAUGCACAGACCGAAGGGAGAAAAAAUGCUUGAGGGAAAAGACAGAAGAAACAAGCAACUUUAGGAACGAUAAGGAAAAAUUCAGUCAGAAUACUUUAAAGGAAACUAUUUGUGGAAAAUCUCAGGAAGUUUAUGAGAUAAAAUGUUAGACUUAUGUAACAUUUUUACCUACUCUGGCAACACUAAGCUCUAUAAUUACAUAAUCCAUUGGGUGGUUAAAGUUUGUAGAGCACUUUUAUUAAAUCUCUUUAUACCUGUAUGUAUUAUUUCACAUCACUGUAGUGUAGAAGCAAGUAGAGCAAACGUUAAUUUUUUUUUCCGCAUACAGCACACCAAACCGUCUGCUUAUAUCAGCUUGUACAUUUUAUUUUUUCUAGUGUUUCAAUCAAAACUUGUCACAUACAGUAAUACCUGGCAGCUAUUCAAAAAAGGCACUAUGCACUCUUAAUAUCCGCAGGAUUCUGGUCUUUUUCUUGACCAAGUCAAAGGGAAAUACAAUAUUUUCUUUUAAUAAAGGUUUUUCACAGUGACCCACCCUUUUGUGAAUCCACUUCUAGCUUCACGUCUGACCUUUUGACACGUUUGGUCAUCAAACACCUCGAGGUCCACAAGAAGACAAACAAAGGCACUUUAAUUGUGGAGUAAUUACACAUACCAUGGCGGGCAAGUGGGAGAGCAGCAGGCUGGACAGUGAGCAUUCCUGCGAUGUUGGGAUCGAGCUUCUCCUUCUUUUCUUGUCUCUCACUUCACUGUAUCCCGUUUGGCUUCCCUGGUUUAAAAGGAGGAAAUGACUUGAACAGGAGUUUUUUAACUCAAUAAAGACAUAAAGCAUUCAAA